AUGAUCAAGUGCAGUCCAAUAGAAGCAGCAGCAGAGCCAGCAGCAGAGGCAGCAGGAAAGGCACCGGCGAAGAUAAACACCGAUACCAAUAAAAAAGAAAUCAGCAAGAAAAGUAAUCGACUUGAAAGAACCAGUGGGCACGGAUGGCGAAGACCAGACGACGAGAGGCACAAGCUGAAUCUUCUGAGCAGUGAAGACGUCAUAACACCAGAAACUGUGGAAGAAGCAUUGGAAAGUCCACAGGCGAUCAAAUGGCAAAAGACCAGGGCACAAGAAUUCGGAGCACUGAAAGUGAAUGGAACUUGGGAACCAGCCGAAUUACCAUCCAAUCAUAAGGCGAUUGGAUGCAAAUGGGUCUUUGCACUAAAACGUGACAAAAAUGGCACCAUAGAACGAUACAAGGCUAGGCUAGUAGCAAAGGGCUGCCGCCAGAAACACGGAGUGAACUACGACAAAACCGCCAGUAGUGCGAUAUGCGACAUGCGACAAUAA
Drosophila grimshawi is the source of this 492-nucleotide messenger RNA. RefSeq lists its product as uncharacterized. The record is from RefSeq and is a predicted model, not a curated record. The transcript has 2 exons. The coding region runs from base 1 to 492 and encodes 163 amino acids. Lineage: Eukaryota; Metazoa; Arthropoda; Insecta; Diptera; Drosophilidae.